Halteromyces radiatus is the source of this 1647-nucleotide messenger RNA. Its product is annotated as mitochondrial carrier domain-containing protein. The record is from RefSeq and is a predicted model, not a curated record. The transcript has 6 exons. Lineage: Eukaryota; Fungi; Mucoromycota; Mucoromycetes; Mucorales; Cunninghamellaceae. The coding region runs from base 233 to 1381 and encodes 382 amino acids. Gene Ontology annotation, biological process: magnesium ion export from mitochondrion. Gene Ontology annotation, molecular function: magnesium ion transmembrane transporter activity.
GAGAAACCUCUUUUUUUCUUUGGCGCAGAUAUUUCAUUUCUUUUUUCUUUCUCUUCUUCACUCAUUCCUUUUACCAUUUUCAAUUUGUAUUUUAUCCUAUUCUUUUAUUUUUCUAUUUCUUUUAUUCACUUUCUUUCUUCCUAACACACACACACACACACACACAUACGUUCUCUCUUUUUUUCUCUUUCCGUUAUUUACUUUCAUUUGUACUUCAAGCUUCUCAGUUUCCAUGACUUUACAAGAUGUGACUGAAACGUCUUCUUCUGACAAGUAUAACUACCAUCGCUUUAUGAUCUUGUCUGUUCAUGGUGAUAAUCACAAAUACCCGCCUUACUUUGAUACCAUUAUUGCUGGAGGCGUUGGAGGAUCGGCUGCCGAUUUUGCUAUGCAUAGUGUGGAUACGGUCAAAACUCGACUUCAAGGACAACCUCAUCAUCGAGCACCCAAAUAUUAUAAUAUGGUCCAAUCUUAUAGAACUAUUUUGAAAGAAGAAGGUGUACUUCGAGGAUUAUAUGCUGGUAUCACUCCUGCUAUGCUUGGUUCAGUACCUGGAACUCUUAUCUAUUUCAGUAUUUAUGAAUUUACAAAAAGAAAUUUGACUGCAAACCAUGUACCUGAAGUAAUGUCACAUCUUGCAGCUGGUUCUCUGGGUGAUUUGGCAGCCUCUGUUGUAUAUGUACCUUCGGAAGUGUUGAAAACUCGAAUGCAACUUCAAGGCAGAUACAAUAAUCCUCAUUUUGUUAGUGGAUACAAUUAUCGAAAUACAUGGCACGCAGCCAAAGUGAUUGUACAGUAUGAUGGUUGGGGUGCACUAUUCCAUGGGUUCAAGGCAACAAUCCUUCGUGAUGUACCCUAUUCUGCUAUACAAUUUGCAUGUUAUGAGCGAUUCAAGAAAAUAGCUCAGCAAAAUUGUGUAGAACCUGGACAACAAUUACCUCUUGGGAUUGAUUUAUUAACUGGAUCAUUUGCAGGUGGAAUUGCAGGCGCAGUGACAACUCCAUUAGACGUGAUGAAAACCUUACUUCAAACUCAACAAAGUGGCUCAAAGAAAUCAUCAACAACUGCAUCAACGUCAAUCAACAAAGUGACAACUACAGCAACAAUAACAUCAUCAUCAGCGUUAUCAACAACAACAACAACAAUCCAUCAACCCAAACAUUAUAGUGGUAUUAUGGAAGGAUUAAUAUGGAAUUAUAAACAUCAAGGAAUUGGUGGACUCUUUCGUGGUAUUGGGCCUCGCGUGUUCUGGACAAGUUUACAAAGCGCAAUCAUGUUUGUUAUCUAUGAACAAGUAUUACAUCUUGAAGAAUCAAUGCGGGAACGUGGUGAAUGGCCACCAAUUGUUAAGGCGAAACAAUGGCAAUGGUCUUAUAGUUAGAUUUUUUUUUCUUUUUUUUUUAGUUGGUUUUACUUUAUAUCCUGCUCCUCCUUCUUCUUCUUUCUUUGUAUACAGUUUAUUUGUCUAUUUUCUUUUCCUAUUACCAUGCAUAUUUUUUUUUUAUUUGUACAUCACCACCCAACUCAUUACUUUCUUUAUAUACAUAUAUAUAUAUAUAUAUGUUUCUCUUUAUAGACAUCAUAUAGAUUACUUGUUUUUGAUUUGAAUUACAUAUUCCCAUAAUAAAGAAACCUAAACAAAUUCAU